Molecule: messenger RNA, 3092 nt
Organism: Nelumbo nucifera (sacred lotus)
Lineage: Eukaryota; Viridiplantae; Streptophyta; Magnoliopsida; Proteales; Nelumbonaceae
Source: RefSeq, a predicted model, not a curated record
AUGGAGCUUCGACUUCUCGAGCGGGUCUCCGUCUCUCAUGGCAUUGCUCACACCAGGUCGUUGGUGAGCACUGCUCGACGCUCUUGCAGAAUUCUGAGGGCUCAGAACCUUUCGGGAGUUCUCCCACCAGAGUUGGUCAAACUUCCGAAACUCCAACAAAUAGACCUCCCGCGCAACUACCUUAACGGCACCAUACCUCCAGAAUGGGGCUCUACGCAGUUGGUGAACAUUUCUCUCGUCGGAAACCGGUUAUCGGGUUCUAUCCCAAAAGAACUCGCAAACAUCACAACUCUCAGAAUGCUGAAUGUCGAGUACAAUCAGCUUUCUGGUACUGUUCCUCCAGAGCUUGGGAAUCAGGUCGGCAUAGAGCGAAUUCUGCUUUCCUCGAAUUAUUUUACAGGGCAGUUGCCCGAGACAUUUGCUAAGCUGACCAACUUGAAGGACUUUCGGAUAAGCGAUAACCAAUUUACUGGAAAGAUGCCGAAUUUUAUAGGAAACUGGACACAAUUGGAAAAACUUGUCAUACAAGCAAGCGGUUUGCAAGGGCCAAUUCCUUCUAGCAUUUCUCUUUUGGAAAACUUAACUGAUAUAAGGAUUAGUGACAUAAAUGGAACAGAAGCAACUUUUCCGCCACUGAGUAAAAUGAUAAAAAUAAGGACACUGAUUCUAAGGAGUUGCAACAUUAUUGGAGAAUUGCCUUCAUAUCUUGGAAGCAUGAACAUGACAAACCUAAAAACCUUAGACCUGAGCUUUAACAAGUUGACAGGGCAAAUUCCUAGUAGCUUUGAAAAGUUAUCAAAAGUUAAUUACAUAUAUCUAACAGGAAACUUUCUAAAUGGUCCUGUUCCUGAUUGGAUGUUGAAGAAAGGAGAAAUUAUUGAUCUUUCCUACAAUAACUUUACAUUGAGGAGCUUAGGGCAACGAAGUUGUCAACAGAGAAAUGUGAAUUUAUUUGGAAGCUCUUCUUUGGAAAACAACUCCAAUGGAGUUGUUACAUGCUUACAGGGCCUUCAUUGUUCACAAAAUGUGUAUAAACUCAAUAUAAAUUGUGGUGGACGAGAAGUUACAAUAGGAGACAGCAUAUAUGGAUCUGAUCAAGACACAGCUGGUCCUUCAACAUUUUUCCAAAGUAAAUAUAACUGGGUCUUUAGCAGCACAGGUUACUUCCUAGAUGAUGACAAAAAUGUGGAUGACUUUUUAGUAACAACUGCAUCAAGACCAUUAAACAACCCUGAAAACUCUGAAUUGUACAUGUCAGCACGCCUUUCUCCCCUUUCUCUUACAUAUUAUGGAUACUGUCUUCUAAAGGGAAGUUAUAAUGUGAAACUUCACUUUGCUGAGAUCAUGUUCACAAAUGAUAGAAAUUUUAGCAGCCUUGGAAGACGCAUAUUUGAUGUUUAUAUUCAGGGAAGAUUAGCACUGAAAGAUUUCAAUAUAGCAGAAGAAGCGGGUGGAGUGGGCAAGGCAAUCAUCAAAAACUUUAGUGCAGUUGAUGUAACAACUGGAACUUUAGAAAUCCGUUUCUACUGGGCUGGGAAAGGAACAACAGGAAUCCCUUAUAGAGGCAUAUAUGGUCCUUUGAUAUCAGCUAUCUCUGUGCAGCCUAAUUUUAAACCUCCUGAAGACAGAAGGAAGAAACCUGAAGGUGUUGUAGCUGGAAUUGUGGUCUCAGUAGUAGGCCUAAUCUCCUUGGUACUCGGUGUUCUUUGUGUCCUUUGGUGGAAAGGCUGUAUAGGAUAUGAUACAAUGGACCAAGAUUUGAAAGGUUUAGAUCUACAAACUGGUUCCUUUACAUUAAGACAAAUUAAAGCUGCCACAAACAACUUUGAUGCAGCAAACAAGAUAGGAGAAGGUGGUUUUGGGCCUGUUUACAAGGGUCUUUUAUCAGAUGGAACCAUUAUAGCAGUUAAGCAACUUUCAUCCAAAUCAAAGCAAGGAAACCAUGAAUUUGUGAACGAGAUAGGCAUGAUUUCUGCUCUGCAACACCCUAAUCUUGUAAAGCUUUACGGAUGUUGCAUUGAAGGAAACCAAUUGCUGCUAGUAUACGAGUUCAUGGAAAAUAACAGUCUUGCACGUGCUUUGUUUGGUCCAGAAGAGUGCCAAUUAAAGUUGGACUGGGCAACUAGACACAAGAUCUGUGUUGGGUUAGCAAGAGGCCUUGCUUAUCUCCAUGAAGAAUCAAGGUUGAAGAUUGUUCACAGAGACAUCAAGGCUACUAAUGUUCUUGACAAGGAUCUUAAUCCCAAGAUAUCUGACUUUGGGUUGGCCAAGCUUGAUGAUGCAGAGAAGACACACAUGAGCACAAGGGUUGCUGGAACUUAUGGAUAUAUGGCACCAGAGUAUGCAAUGAAAGGUCACCUUACUCAUAAAGCAGAUGUAUACAGUUUUGGAGUCGUUGCCUUGGAAAUUGUUAGCGGGAAAAGCACCACUAAUUUCAGGCCAACAGAAGAAUGUCUUGAUCUUCUUGAUUGGGCCUUUGUUCUGAGAGGGAAAGGAAAUUUGAUGGAUUUGGUGGAUCCAAGGUUAGGAUCCGAGUUCAACAACGAAGAGGUGAUGAGAACGAUUAAUGUAGCUCUAUCAUGCACUAAUUUCUCUCCUGCACUUAGGCCUAUCAUGUCUUCAGUGUUGAGCAUUCUCCAAGGCCAGUCAAUGAUUCCAGAGUCUUUAAAAUCAAGCAUCUCUUAUGAUGAGUUAAGGCACAACUCUAUCCAGGAUCAUUAUCAACAGAGCCAAUAUCAGAAUAUGGUUAAAAGCCAGAACUGGAGUUUAUCACCAGAUGGACCAUGGACUUCAUCUUCUACAUCCAACACAGAUCUAUACCCAAUCAAUCUGGACUGCCUGUAUUGGAGCAACCGAGAGUAAAAAAGUGUAUUCUUUCUUGGUUGGUUUUCCACGUUUGUCACAUGUAUCCAUUUGGUAUGUUUAUUAUUCAUUUUGAUCUCUGCUUAAUUUGACAAUGAAUGUACUAGGACGAAAUGUUUUUAAUGGAUUGUAACAAGGACUAAAUUAGGGCAGAUUAAUGCAUAGAAAGCUUAGCAACAUGUAUGAUAAAUCAGGCAGGUAUGUAUUUUUACAAACGACAGAUAUGUAAA